Messenger RNA from Dibothriocephalus latus, 510 nucleotides. Lineage: Eukaryota; Metazoa; Platyhelminthes; Cestoda; Diphyllobothriidea; Diphyllobothriidae. The record is from the annotation of a GenBank genome assembly.
GAUCGAAGUCACCUGGUGGCUCUUCAUGCUGUCCUAUCUCACAUCGGUGCCGGAGAGGAGGUACUGAUAGCCAACACGACAAGUCCCUGGUGGGGAGUGCACUUGGAGAGUCUCCUUGCCAAUAAAUUUCCAACUGUGCAACCGGUGCCGCAAAUACGCGUCAGCAGACAGCCCAAAGAGGACGAGGAUCCAAAAUUUCUCACGAAAGCUGGCUCAAAAUCUACCAAAAUGCUGACAGACGAUUUUCUUACCAUUGGGCCACCCACUGAUCCCUACAAAAAUGUGCGUCAUGUGAUACUGGAGGCCUCUGAUACACGGUCCGGUGUAUGCAGCCCCGUUGACUACAUCGAAUGUGAAAACGAUGAAAUGGCUGUGUUGAAAGACAUGUGGACUCCACCAGGCACACCAGCAAAGGAAACGAAGAAACUCGAACUCAUCCAAAAGACCACCGCUUUACUGAAACAUGCCCUGAAAUUCUUCCGAAUGAAUGAGGAGGUUCAUCCAUUUUAG